Messenger RNA from Pieris macdunnoughi, 1662 nucleotides. The record is from the annotation of a GenBank genome assembly. NCBI's taxonomy places the organism in Eukaryota, Metazoa, Arthropoda, Insecta, Lepidoptera, Pieridae.
AUGGCAACAAACAGUAAUAACAGCUCACCUGGACACUCUCCUACCUCUACAACUUUAGAAGCAGUUGACUAUAACUUACAGUUUCCAACAUGGUCAAUGGAGUAUUUAAAAAAAGCAGCAAUGCAACAAAGGCUAGUGAGACCUCGCAGUCUUGCCUGGGCAAUAAUGCUUAAUGCUAUUCCACCUCCUUCUGGUGAUAUUUUAUUAAGCAUACGCGGCCACAGAAAUUUCUACAAUGACCUUGGAAAUAAACUUUCGAUGGACCCUCGUGCUGUUAUUGGAGAUGAUCCCCUGUCACAAAAUGAUGAGAGUGCAUGGAAGCAGCACUUUUGCGAUAAUGAAUUAAAGGCUUUAAUAUUACAAGAUGUGGUGCGGACAUUUCCGGAUGAAACAUACUUUAGAGAUAAAGAAGUCCAAGACACAAUGGUUCGAGUGUUAUUUUUCUGGUCUCGCGCUCAUCCCAGCCCAGGAUACAGGCAAGGAAUGCACGAAGUUCUGGCACCUUUGCUCUUUGAACUAUAUUGUGACAGGCAACAAGCUAAACAGCAUACUUUGAGUCACACACUGCUGAAUUAUUUAGAAGAAGAGUACCUUGAACAUGAUAGCUAUAUGCUAUUCAGUGCUGUGAUGAAAGGGUUAGAGCAAUUCUACAGCACGGGAGAUGUUAUUCCAUCGUCAUGUGGCCGACUGCCUCUAUCUAGGUCACUACAUAAUCAAAACGAAGCGGUAAGAUAUUUGGAACGUGUGCGAGAGGAAUAUUUGACGUCCGCGGACCCGGAGCUCGCGAAACACCUCAUGGAAUGCAAUAUAUCUAUGGAACUGUUUGGCAUUCGUUGGCUUCGGCUCCUCUUCGGUCGCGAGUUUCCUCGCACGGAAAUACCUAAUUUGUGGAGUUUUAUAUUCUCUGACGGGCCGAUGUUACCCAAUUUGCACCAUAUCGUUGUCGCUAUGCUCAUGUCGAUACGGACCGCUUUACUAGAAUGCGACACGGGCGGUGCGUUGUCUCUGCUGAUGCGUCCGUCGAGCGCGUCCGCUGGACACGUUUGUGCUCUGAGUCUCCAUUUGCGAGAUCCCGUGAGAUAUCCCUCUCCACCUGCUCAACUCAAUAAUAGUUUGAAUAAUGAUAACCCAUAUCUUAGUCACGAUAGUGCAAUAGACGCGGCGAAUUCGGAAUACAGCUACUAUCAAAAGGCGGAAGAGGAGGCCGAGACGGACGGAUCUGAGGGUUUAGCGGAAGGAGGAGACGUGGCUCACUCUUUGGCGGCUCUGGCCCUCCUCAGGGCGCGCCUCCCCUCGGCCGUUGCCGCCCUGCAAGCCGCUUUGCCCCGACCGCCCCCGGACGCCAUACCCGCCUUGGAACAGAUCGCUCAACUCUCCGCCUUACUGCAAUGCCGAAACCACGCUUUGAUUGAUGUCGAAACGGCAUUAGAAGCGGCCGAAAAUCAGACAUCAUUCUCCGUCGGACGGCGCCAACUCGUCCCUGUGAUGCUGGGAAGGAACAAACCAAAAGUAAACCUGGUCAAGGUCAACCAAGUUAAAGUGAAUCCAGUGAAAGUGAUAAAUAAAGUGAAAGAAGUGCCAUUACAAGUGUUCCAUCAAGUUGAAUGUGAUUCCACAAGUGAUUUGCCAUUCCAGGACCCUCUACGGUUACGGACAGAAUGA